CGGUCGGGGCCAGCCAGCCAGACAAGUUAGGUUGCGCGGAGUCGGCAUGGGCGAGCGGCUGGUGCGGGCCGAGCGUCAAUAGCCGUAGAGACCAGCAGCGCAGAGAGGAGCAGCAGCCGCCGCCGUCAUCAUGGCCGACAGCGAGCACCGCAGCCUCGACGACUUCUUCGCCAAGAGGGACAAGAAGAAGAAGAAAGAGAAAACCAAGACGGCCAAGUCGGGCCCCGCGACCCAGGCCACCAGCGCCCACCCGCCGCCGCCGGCCUCCACCCCGGCCCCGAGCGCGGCCUCCGCCGCGAAAAAAACCAAGCGGGAGAAGGAGCGGACAGGCAAGGGCGAGGGCCUGGACUCACAGCAGGAGAGGGAGGAUGAAGAAUGGAAGGAGUUUGAACAAAAGGAAGUUGAUUACAGUGGACUGAGGAUCCAUGCCUUACAAAUCAGUGAUGAAAGGGAGGAAGAUGAUAAUGACAAGAAAGAAGAACAUGGUGAAGAUGGAGAGAAUAUUCAAUACAGAGAAGGAGAGAGGCUUUAUGGGCCUUGGAACAAAAUAACGCCUGCACAAAUGCCUGUUCCUGUGGUUUCAGAAGUCCCAGAACCAAAGCCAAGUGGUGUGUAUAGGCCUCCUGCAGCUAGGUCGGGUAUGAUGAGACGAACUCAAUUGCAAGGACCUCCAGAGAUCUUCAAUGACGCACAAUUUCCAUCCCUGCAAGCUUCUGCCAAGCAUGUAGAAACCAGAAAAGAUAAAGAAAUGGAGAAGACCUUUGAAAUGGUGAAACAUAAAAACAGAGCCAGAGAGGAUGGUUCUAAAAGUCAGUCCGUUCAGCUGGAACUAGGCAACCAGUUUGCUGUUCUUGGGGAGCAAUAAAUGUUGAUAACGUAAUUUACAGACUGCUGCUCUGUGUUCCAUCCCAGGUAACUAAACUACAGCUAUGGAACCCAUCUGUCUUCACCCUACAAUGCCAGGAAAUACGUAAUCCAGCUGGUGUAGGCUUCUGUGGACAAACGAGGCAUCUGUGCAAGGCAUCAUGAGAAUUUUAAGUUUGAAGCACAAUAACUGCUGUCAUCUACUGUGGACUGGAGUGAAAAGGGGUUUGAAUGAAGUGUCAGUUGCUCGUGGAGGGACUUUUUUCAUAAAGAUGAGAAAUGUGGCCGUUUAAAGUGGUCAUUUGUUCAGAGUCCUGCUUUCUAGUUGAAUGUUAAGCCUUCUCAAAGGUGACUACCUCAGUUUGGGAGUGAGAACUGUGGACACUGAUUUUUGACUGUCUCGUUUACCACCUCAAGUUUGCUAUCAUUUCUUUAAAGAAAGGGUUACAGGGCCACAGAUGAACAUUAAACUGCUAAAUUCCUGAGAUUGGGAAUAUAAAUUGUAUAAAUCAGUCUACAAGUUCUAUAUUUCAGACUGCACACCUUUUUUAAGUGACCUUACUGUAAAAUAAGAUCCCAUGUGGUGUCCAUCAAGAGCAUCUGCUUUUCAGGCUGGGGCUAAGUGACUGCAUGCAAUGACUUGGACCACCACUUCCCUUCAUAAGAUUAUUCUUAGCAUAUUUUUGAUGGCUGUAUUACAGAGCUGCUUACCCAGAGCAGCAUCUUGCCUACAUCUCACUUGUGGUAAGAGAGCAUUCAUUGCCUGUGGUCUGAGGUAGAUUUGUUCCCUUUGUAACAAUUACAUACACUGCAGCUUUCCACUUGGUUUAGAAAUGGCAUCAUCAAUAACCAUAUGGCCCUCCAAUCUGCUUCCUAAGAUCUGCAGAAGCAAACUAGCACUAUCUGUGGUGUUACUAGUAGUUUUAAGAAAUAAUCGCUGAUCAAGCACCAACCUGUAAAUAUUAAACAGGGUGUAAGCUUGCAACAAAUGUUCCUUUUAAACCGUGAGCAUAGUCUUACUCAAACACACCAACUGAAGUGUUUGUUGGUGUGGAUUUAUUAGUGAUGACACUUCCAUAUUUAAACCUUUUGAAUGUUUGGUCACUAAAUCUUGAGGUUGAAUUUAAUUUGUCCCAUGUCAUUGACAAAAAAAGACUUGUUGAUUGAGAUGGGGGGGAGGGAAGGUUUAAGGUUAUGGUUUAAACAAUAUAACUGCUGUACACCUAUUUAUGAUGACUUUGGUAUAGCAAUGUUUUCUUACUGUUUUGAUUUUAAAGCAACUGAUAUUUUUAAAUUGGACAUGAUCUAAAAUGCGAUCUCCUUAAAGACCGUUUGUGUUCAAAUUCCCUUCAUUUUGGCUUGUAAUAGAAUUGAUUUCCAAAGAGAGAACAGCUACAUUUUUCUUGGAAUAGACAUUCUGGGUUUGUUGUAAGAUGCACAUUCAGACACAUUCUGUGCUUGUAAAUGGAACAGCAGCUAUUGUCUGAACACUUUGAAUCCUGGGCACGUAAUAUGGCUGUACUGGAGAAAACUGUCAAAUGAAAUAAAUCUGUAAAUCUGCAUCACA
Molecule: messenger RNA, 2431 nt
Organism: Callorhinchus milii (elephant shark)
Lineage: Eukaryota; Metazoa; Chordata; Chondrichthyes; Chimaeriformes; Callorhinchidae
Gene: cdv3
Product: carnitine deficiency-associated gene expressed in ventricle 3
Exons: 6
Coding region: 131-865 (244 amino acids)
Cellular component (GO): cytoplasm
Source: RefSeq, a predicted model, not a curated record